Molecule: messenger RNA, 1503 nt
Organism: Leptinotarsa decemlineata (Colorado potato beetle)
Lineage: Eukaryota; Metazoa; Arthropoda; Insecta; Coleoptera; Chrysomelidae
Product: inositol monophosphatase 1
Biological process (GO): signal transduction; phosphatidylinositol phosphate biosynthetic process; inositol metabolic process
Molecular function (GO): inositol monophosphate 1-phosphatase activity
Source: RefSeq, a predicted model, not a curated record
GGUGCAUACGGGCAUUAAUGAUUAUAAAUAAUUGCCAAGGAAAAGUGGUUAGAUCUGUAUUCAUCAAAAGAAGCCACGUAUUUUCAUAUACAUUUAAUACUUUUUUAAAUACAAGCUCAAUUUUUUCGAAGAAAUUUUUUAAAAAUUCAGAAAUGUCACACAACUUGGAUUUAUUUUAUGAAACUGUCUUGGGUUUAACUCAAACUGCCGGAGAGCUGAUCAAUGAAAAAAUAUCAUCUAGAAAUAAAUCCAUUGAAUUCAAGUCAAGUGAAAUUGAUCUGGUGACAGAAACUGAUCAAGCAGUUGAAAAAUUACUUAUUGAAGGACUUUCAAAACAAUUUCCUGACCAUAAGUUCAUCGGCGAGGAAUCCGUUUCCGAAGGAAGUCAGUGUAUUUUGACUGAUGAUCCAACAUGGAUCAUAGAUCCUAUCGAUGGGACAAUGAAUUUUGUCCACUCGUUUCCACAUUCCUGCAUUUCCAUAGCUUUAUUUAUUGAUAAGAAACCUGAAAUUGGAGUAAUUUACAAUCCCAUGUUGAAACAGCUUUUCACAGCUAGAAAAGGAAAAGGUGCAUUUUUGAACGGGAAACAAAUAAAAGUAUCAAAUAAAACAAAUUUGGCAGAGGCUCUUCUUAUGUUCGAAUUUGGUACUAGCAGGGACCCAGAGAGGAGAAAAGUCAACCUUGAAAAUCAAGAAAUUCUAAUGCCCCAAGUGCAUGGAUUACGGUCCCUUGGUUCUGCAGCAUUGAAUAUGGCAAUGGUGGCCUGCGGAGCUGCCGAGGCUUACUUCGAGUUUGGGAUACAUAUUUGGGAUAUCGCUGCAGGAGAGUUGAUAGUAACUGAAGCAGGAGGUGUGGCAAUCGAUCCAGCUGGUGGUGAAAUUGAUAGAAUGUCCAGGAGAGUGCUGGUAGCAGGAACGCAAGAGCUGGCCGACAAGUUGUCCCAGAAGCUGGUCCAAUUUUAUCCAACGAAACAAACCAAGUACUGAUUAUAUUAAAUACUUUGAGAUUCUGGAAGUAAUUUAUGUCUAAUGAGAGGCUAGUCCAUUAUACUUGUUCUUGUUUGAAAUUGCCAAUAUUGAACUAUUUUGGCAUUUUUUUAAAUCGUUUCAUUGCAACCGAUCAAUCAAUUCUCAAAUGUUUUUUACGUUUAUAAGUUCAUGAUAUAGGUAUCAAAUGAGAGUCUGACAAUAAAAAAAGAGAAAUAACAUGAUGUCCUUCAACUAAUCCUUCCACCAAGACUUUCUGCAUAUAUUACAAAGGUUAAAAACUUAUAUUGAAGGUUCAUUUAUGCAAUUAAAUUAAUUGUAAUAAAAGUAACAAUGUAUAAUUUAACAAUUUAACAUAACUUUUUGUUUCAGGUAAAAUUAAAAUCUCAUGAAAUUGAAGUAAACCACUUUUUCGGAUAAUCCCUAAAUUUAUGACUUUGUACAAUCCCUUAGUUUUCAUUCUACUUAUAAACAUACAUCUGUUAUUUUAUUGAUAUAUAAAGUGUCUAUUAUAUUA